Messenger RNA from Amphiprion ocellaris (clown anemonefish), 2280 nucleotides. It is a transcript of the gene sass6, whose product is annotated as SAS-6 centriolar assembly protein. Lineage: Eukaryota; Metazoa; Chordata; Actinopteri; Pomacentridae. Gene Ontology annotation, cellular component: centrosome; centriole. The record is from RefSeq and is a predicted model, not a curated record. Gene Ontology annotation, biological process: centriole replication. Bases 175 to 1941 code for a protein of 588 amino acids. The transcript is spliced from 16 exons.
UUUAGUUGGCGGCUAAAAAGCGCCAAAUCAAAAAUACUGCGGACUUACAGACAAGCUGUGAUGGAAACUAACGCCGCUCAUUUUUAGCUGCUCCUCCUCACAUCUGUAUCUGGAGCGGUGCCCGGAGGACGGAAAGAUCAGAGCCGUUAAAGAGUCGUCAGUUUGUUGAACGCUAUGGAGAAGCUUUUCAGCAAAGAAUUACACGUUACUGUGAAAUGCAGGGACAGCGAGGAAAGGAAAGCAAACAUCCGUGUCACCAUUGAGCAAUCACCAAGUCCAGUACACAAAAGGGAUCUUUUAGUAAGACUAACAGACAAUGGAGAUCCAUAUUUUCUCUUCAACCUCACUAUAUCAGAGGAAGAUUUCCAAACCUUAAAAGUGCAGCAGGGGCUACUGAUUGACUUUGCAUCAUUUCCUCAGAAGUUUAUUGAACUGCUAAACCUGUGCUAUUCCGAACAAGAGUCAGACAGUCCAAGGUUUCUCCUGUACUUGUCAUGUCAGUCUCCAGUGCUUGAAGGCUCUGCCACCUUCACUGUUGUAGAAACAAAUGCAUUCAAGCACCUAAACCACUUGUCUCUACGGCUUGCACAUGGCUCUGACAACGAGGUUAAAGAAUAUCUGGCAGUGUGUCUUUCAUCUCUGAAGGUAGAAAAGCAAAACCUUUACACAAAGCUUAAGAAGACUGAAGAGGAUCUGUCCAGGCAGCUGAGUUAUGCUCAACAGACUCUGUGUGAGAAGACUAAAGAGUUGGACAAACUGCGUUUAGAGUGGACAAAUCAGACCAGCACACUGUCAAGCUGUCAUUCUCAGGAGUUACAGUUAGAGAGACAGAAGGCUGUAGAGUUACAGAACAAGCUUCAGCAGCACACUGAACAGCUCCGUCAGGAACUGGAGAGUGCUCAUAUAAAGGCGAGCCAGCAGCUCCAGAGCAGACUGACAGAGCUGGAAGCCUCCUGUAGAGAAUUGACAGAGAAGAAAUACAAGAACGAGUCUGCCAUUCGAGAUCUAAAGAUUAAACUUGUGGGUGCAGAGGAGGAAUCCCAGCGUUUGAAGCAGCAGGUCCUGUCUCUCAGGAGGGAGAACAGCACUCUAGACACAGAGGUUCAUGAAAAGGAGCGUUUGGUGAGCCAGCUGCAGAUGAGAGUGGCUGUUCUGGAACAGGAGAUAAAAGAUAAGGAUCAGCUGAUGCACAGCACAAAAGAGAUGCUGGAAGCCACCCAGGAGCAGAGGAAAUCAGUUGAAGAAAAUGCAGAAAGUAAGGAACUUAAGAUAAAAAAACUUGAAGCAACUGUGAAAUCACUAUCUGAGGAGCUAAUAAAGGCUAAUGGUAUCAUUAAGAAGCUGCAGGGGGAGGUUCGAGGCCUCGUCAGAAAAAUAAAUGUCAAGAACACAGUGACUGUGUCACAGGAGAAGGUUCUUCAGGACACAUCAGAAAAACUUCAAAGUGUAGAGACUGCUCUACAGAGUGCUCAGCAGCAGCUCAUUUCCAAGGAUGAACAGGUUUCAAAACUGAAGGAGCAGUUGGAGAUGACAGUACAGAAGCUAAAUGAAAGCAGAGAAGUGUUAAAAACAAAUGAGAAUGUUAUAAGUUGGCUUAACAAGCAGCUAAAUGAAAAGCAGCUGUCCAGAAGGGCACAGUCUCCUGAAUCUUUGAAGAGUCCUUCAGUUUUAUCCACAACACCAGGACUGAGGGCACAGUUUUAUCCUCAGCCAGGCAAUUGUGCUGUAUCACCUGUGGCAGCUGCUGACUUCACCCCUGCUGGAUAUCAAGGAGGACACCCAGCCAAAAGACAGAUUGGAGACUCUGCAGGUCUGGAUUCCAAAUACUUUGAGAGGAGAGAUGACAGCAACCCAGUCUACGGACUGUCGACUAAUCUGCUUCACAAAGAGGUUCCUCAGCGUGCAAAGCCCGCCAUAGCUUCUGCUUAUUUUUCUGCAUAAAACAGAAGCUGCUGGAUUUGAUAAACAGCUACAAAACAGUCUCUGUUUCAGUUAGAGGAGGAAGUAAAGCCACCCGCAUUAUGUCUUCAGCUCUCGCACAAAACUGUUACUGUUAUACUAUGUUGAAUAGACAUGGUUUUUCUGUAGCUAAUGUUGCGUUUUAUCACUGUACUCAUGGUGUACAUAGGUUAUUUCUAUGUUGUAAUUCAUGUCUUUAAAUUGUACUUUUUCUUAAUGCAAUACAUUACAUUUGCCACCCUUCAGUGUUUAUAUCGUGUUUUUGUUUUCUGCAGAAUUUUAUUUAAAUGCAAGCUUCAAUAAACAAUUUCUCCAACCUCA